This is a messenger RNA of Lolium perenne, 5963 nucleotides long. Its product is annotated as UDP-glucosyltransferase UGT13248. NCBI's taxonomy places the organism in Eukaryota, Viridiplantae, Streptophyta, Magnoliopsida, Poales, Poaceae. The record is from RefSeq and is a predicted model, not a curated record. Gene Ontology annotation, molecular function: quercetin 3-O-glucosyltransferase activity; quercetin 7-O-glucosyltransferase activity.
GCCACUCUAACGCAUCACUUACUUAAUUCCAAUCCCAGGCCUGCCGGAAGCGGAAGACGCUGACUGAGUUCACGGCCAUGGAUAGCCCCGACACCACCGUCCAGGUCAGCGGCGGCGGCGGCGGGCGCGUGCUGCUGCUGCCGUUCCCGGGGAUGCAGGGCCACGCCAACCCGAUGCUGCAGCUCGGCCGCCGCCUAGCCUACCACGGCCUCCUCCCCACCCUCGUCCUCACCCGCCACGUCCUCUCCACCACCGCCCCCUCAGACUGCCCCUUCCCCGUGGCCGCCAUCUCCGACGGCUUCGACGCCGGCGGGAUCGCCUCCUGCCCCGACACCGCGGAGUACCUGCGCCGGAUGGAAGCCGCUGGGUCGGACACACUGGCGCGGCUCCUGCUCGCCGCCGACGUGCGGGUGCUCGUGUACGACUCGCACCUGCCGUGGGCGCGGCGGGUCGCGCGGGAUGCCGGCGUGGCCGCGGCCGCGUUCAUGACGCAGAUGUCCGCGGUGGACGUGGUCUACGGCGAGGCGCGCGCGGGGCGGGUGGCCCUGCCGCUGGCGGACGGGAGCGCGCUGCGUCGCCGGGGUGUGCUCAGCGUGGACCUUGGGCCCGAGGACGUGCCGCCGUUCGUGGCCAAGCCCGAGUGGUACCCGGCGUUCACGGACUCGGCGCUAGGGCAGUUCGACGGGCUGGAGGAGGCCGACGACGUGCUCGUCAACUCAUUCCGCGAACUGGAACCCAAGGAGGCAGAUUACAUGGAAUUGAGAUGGCGCGCAAAGACCGUCGGCCCUACAUUGCCAUCCUUCUACCUAGACGACGAUCGUCUUCCAUUGAAUAAAUCCUACGGCUUUAACCUUGUCUCAAACCCUGCCCCUUGCAUGGCAUGGCUUGACAAGCAGGCUUGUUGCUCUGUGGUCCUCGCAUCCUAUGGUACAGUUGCUAACCUUGAUGCCACACAACUAGAAGAGCUAGGCUAUGGGUUGUGCAAUUCUGGAAAGGCUUUCCUUUGGGUGUUGAGGUCUGAAGAAGCAGAAAAGUUGCCUGAUGAACUUUGUGGAAAAUGCAACAUGAAAGGCCUAAUUGUUUCUUUUUGCCCUCAGCUGGAGGUAUUGGCCCAUAGAGCCACAGGUUGUUUCUUGACGCAUUGUGGAUGGAACUCGACAACCGAAGCAAUUGUCACUGGUGUACCCAUGGUGGCAAUACCACAAUGGGCAGACCAACCGACAACCGCAAAGUUUGUGGAAAGCGCUUGGGGGAUUGGCUUGCGUGCACGUCGGGAUGGAAAAGGCUUGGUGAGGAGGGAAGAGAUAGAGAGGUGUAUCAAGGAGGUAUUGGGUGGGGAAGAGUAUAAGAGGAAUGCUUCCAAGUGGAUGCAAAAGGCCAAAAGCUCAAUGCAGAAAGGAGGGAGCUCGGACAAGAAUAUUACAGAUUUUGUGGCCAAGUAUUUACCAAAUUCAAGAUCAUACGAAGAUGGUCAUUCUUGAUGGAUUGAUUUAAAGUCAACCCUCGCAGAGUUAACAUAUUUUCCAUAGAUUUUGGUUGUCUUGGAGUUGAAGUUAAACCACAUUCCUAUGUUGCAUGACUUAAGAAGGAGGUUACUGUCUGGCAAACUGAUUGUUCUCGGUUGCUAAAAAAUGUUCAAUUAAUACACUGAAGGUUUGCUAAUCAUGUAACUGCUGCAGGUCAGAAAAAUCACAAUGCUUUUACAUAGAUAGAAGUAUAUAUGAUGUAAUAUACCAAGGCUAAAGAAUGAUUACCCAAAUGGUAUGCUCAAAAUCUGAUGCCUACAUGUGUUCCAAUAACCAAUCAAGAGAUACUGUAAAAUCUGUAAAUUUAGCUAUGUGUUAAGAAGCAUUAAUAAUCACUCUGCAACUUGCAAUAUGACUAAGUCUCAGAUAUAGAGGUGUAAGGAAACAUUAACCAUUAUUCUUACAAAAAUCACAACGAUUCACAAAUGUGGUGAGAUGAAUCAUCCUAUAACUCACUCUGAAUAUUUCAUCUAUAACAGGUUUAACUUUAAGGUUGGAGAACCUGUGCCUGUUAAUCCUUGCCCAUUUUUGCAGACACGGACAUGAAAUGAGUCAGGAUCCUCCAGAAUGCAGCGUCCAGAAGGAGGGACAACACAACCAAGAGUGUCCGCCAGGUGGACUUCUCGUAGGAAACGAAGCAGAUGCAGAAAAGAAGCGGCCCACAAGUUAGUUAGAAGUCCAGAAUGCAAAGCCCAUCUUAGAGUCAAGACCCUGUGGGCGGGACCUGUUAGUAGGAUGCACGGCGGCGCUCUCCUUUCUUCUACAGGGGUGGCGGCGGCGGCGGCGACGGCGGCGCUCUCCUUUCCGGCGAUGAAUCCCAGGAUGGCGGCGGCGGCGUAAGUUGAGCCAGGCAGCUUCCUGCAGAUCAUACCGGAAUGGAGCAAAAGUUGAUGUUAUUUACACAAGAGCACAAACUGCAUCUUUUGAAAGUUAUACAUGUUCUUCUGACCACAUAUACUUCAUCAGCAUUGCCUUUGAGGUUCACAAGACCAGCAAGAAUGUCAUCGUGUGUAAGAUGGAGAUCUUGGUAUUUCUGUGAAAUUUCCACUACUUCCAAGAAGCUAGUGUACAUGCCUGCCGUGGAUGAUUGUCUUUUGAUGCUUAGCAAUGAAGCUGUCCAAUUAGAUGGUGAUCAUCACAGGUCAUCCCAUCUGCCUAGCUGGCAGUGCCCAUCAAAGGGUUGCUUUCAAAAUGCGGAAAAAUUGUCCAGGAUAUGUAAUUCUGAUACGAUUGGACAUUUGCAGUAGAGUUCUUUCCAUGGAGAUGGCUCUAACAUAGUUCUUGCUCUCAAGCUGUCAAUAUAGUAAUGUACACCAUGACAUCUCCUGAUUUUUGUAAGCAUGUACUGACCAGAAUAUACCAGCAUUAUACCUUGAGCUACUAUACAUGAAGAUUGAGGGUGCAGCUUGUAUCCAUUGAAAUCUCCAUAAGACUCAUUUGGACGGAAGUGCUUGUCGAGAAGAAAUUGCACAAGAAUGCAGUCUUGACAUAGUCUAUCGCAGAUGAUGAACUGGUCUCCCAUGGAAAAUCAAUGUCAAGAUAAUCUAUACAAGUUACUGAUCAUAUUAUAGUGGUAAUUUCGUCAGCUGUUUGAGGAAAGGACACCAUAACUUUUGAAUUUGUUGACUGACUUGCAUAGCCAUUCUUGGAUUGCAGAACGGAGGGCAUGGUUCGGCAAAAGAUCACGGUGGAAUAGCUCAAGGUUUGUCAUGGGUGAUGUCUGGUGUCCACUGUCAAUCCACUCCCUUAUAGCUUCGGCUUCAUAGCUUUCGUGGUUGCUGGAACUAUGUGGUAUGGAUCAACAACAACCCCAAUUGAACUAUUUGGGCCUACUGAAUCAGGGACACUUUUAACGAGAAAUAUAUCAAAGAGUUGGCAAUAAUUUUGCUGAAAAUCUUAGUUUAUCAGAAGCUUGGCCUAAAAUUCUCAAAAAAUUAGCCUUUUUAUGAUUAUAUUGGUAAUAAUCUGGGAAAAGGGGGAUUAUUCAGAGCAGGGUCAAUGGAUAAUGGGGAUGGAAUAGCUGUUGGAUGGUUAGAACAUCCUCUCUUUAGUAGAGAUAAAGAAGGACGUGAGCUUUUUGUACGUCAUAUGCCUACUUUCUUUUAGAACAUUUUCGUCAAUUUUAUUUAAAUUUAAAUUAAAGCUCUAACAUUUAUUAUUUAUUAUGGAUCGGAGGGAGCCUCCACGCUUAUUAUGGGUUAAGGGAGUAAUAUAUUUGUGUACGGAGUAACCGAGUAAGAGCAAGCAAAUCCGUUUUAAUCGGAAGAAAAGAAUGGGAAGAAAAGAAAUAAAUUUUCCCACGGAACAGUAGAGGACAUGGUACAGGAGACGCACUGAUGGGGAUGAAUCUGGGCUUGGAGUAGACAUGGAGCAGCACGAAGGUGGCGGCAGUGGCGUCGUCUUGGCUGGGGAACCUGUGCAGCGCCCACAGCACCAUGGCCUUGGACUCCCCCGCCCCCACCGCCACGUACACCUUCUUCCCCUCCCCGCCGCCGGAGAAGGAGGAGGAGGACGUGUCCCGCGAUUCGCCGGCGGGCGACGCAGAUUCUCUCGUGACACAGGUGAUGGCGAAGAAGAUGGAGACGGGCAUCAAAUCCAGCAAGAACAAGAUGAGGUAUAAAGUAAAACUGAAGCAAAGCUGGUUGAUUUUACCGGUCAUGAUUCUCUCGGCAGGCUGGUGGACGUGCAGCAGGACAAGCUUGAGAUCACCGGCCAGGAGAUUCCGAGCUGCCCAGAAGAGGUUGGAUCUGCCGUCCUUGACGUCCUUCCCUACGGCCACAUACACCUCACCUCUGCCGCUGUCGUCAGCCUCAUCCUCCAAGAUUGUGGCCUCCUCGUCGAUCUCUCUGAGGCUGGCGCUUCUGUUACUACCACUGGUACUGGACGACAACCGCCCGCUCCCUCCACGCGUGAACAUACUCUCCACCUCGGGCCGAGGGGACCUAGGGGAGAAGGUCGGCAAUGGCGACGAUGAUGGUGAAGGGAGAGAAGCGUGGGCUCUGCUGACCACAGCCAUGAGGAAGCGACAAUGGUUAGCUACCACAGGAGAGGAAUGGGCAAACUAUCUCUUUUCCGAGAGUAGCAAGCAAUCUCUUGAGUGUAGAGAAAGAGAAAAGUAAAGUAAAAAAAGUGUAAUACUCUUAGACUGGGAGUUUGUUGGUGUUGGUGGCCAAGGCGACAAGGCGGACAGAAGCAAGGAGGAACCAACAAAUGGCUGCUUUCUCUUGCUCUCUCAGCUAAGGGUCAAUUUGGUUGUGAUGCAGAAACAAACAAUAAGUUGAAGCCUCCAAUCGAGGUAUGUUAACAUCCUUUGUAGAUAUUAUCCAGAAUUUUUGAUGAAAAAUACACCAUUCCUUCAGUGCGAGUCAGGAAAUGGCAGCUUCUGAGAAGCUUCCUGGUCCACUAGCUGUUUAGCUCUGGGCCAUCUCUUUCAGUCAACACAGAGCUAUUAAUGCUAAGAAAUGCAUGGCUUGUUCUUGCACAGCUGGCUAACUGGAGACUUGGAAUAUACCAGUAUCUUUGCUGCUUGUCAUGGUCAAAUGUACUAGCCCCUUGUCCUUGAAAUGAUCCCGGUGAUCUCUGAAGACUUGCUGGGGGAGAUGGGGUCAACGUCUCUGAUCGAACAGCUGUAACCUUAACUACUGCUAAUCAGAAAUGCAAUGGGGUGACUUUGGACCAUGACUAGCUAGUAAUUGUAUGGUGCUUGAUUACAUAAUAUUUCUUCAGAUGGUGGACGGAAUGGAAUCAGAAGCAUAUCCGGUGAGGGGCUUUGUAUAUCUGCGAGGGAUUCAUUUCUUUUGAAGGUGCCCGAGUCAAGGCUCUCAUUGCUGUACAUACUGAGAUCAAUCUCAUCAGGAAGGAAGAACUUAUUCAGGCUGGUUGGAAGCAGAGUCUGAGCAAUUAUGCAGUUCAGAGGAAACUAGUUCAUGAAUGAUAGCAAGGAGGGACCAAAACUGUCGGGUAUGCCUGCACUGCUUGUACACUUGAGAGGAGAUGUAUGUUUUCAGACACAUGGAGGCAUCAACGGUCGAAGAUGUCGGGAGACCACAAUGAGAAUGCGACGUGUUCUAACUCUCCGGUGCAAGAAAAAGGACAUGUAGUACAAGAAGAUGCAAUACAAGAAGAAGCAGAAGCAGGCGUUGGAGUUUUUGCAAGAAACUAGUGGCACUGAUGGCAACGACGGUGCCAGUAAUGGCAACGUGAUCACUACUGGCACCGAGGGAACAAAACUGAAGAAAAAACACGGCGAGAGGCGUCGAAACAAGCUCGACAAUAUAACAGAUAAUGUCUUGGAAGUAAGCCUUGCCAAUGGUGUGACGGCCAAUACGGAUGUAUUCUUCUAGAUACAGUUUCGGUCGACAAGAAGAACAUUAGGAAAAAUGCAGAUUUUUUUUGAACAUGUUUUGUAUUACUCAAGUAAUAUUGUUUUGUUUACAA